This is a messenger RNA of Notechis scutatus (mainland tiger snake), 1949 nucleotides long. The record is from RefSeq and is a predicted model, not a curated record. Lineage: Eukaryota; Metazoa; Chordata; Lepidosauria; Squamata; Elapidae.
CAUGUUGUUCAAUGUGGCUCUUCAAACCCAUCUCCUCCGGCAACUGCCAUUGCUCCGACCCUCUGCUCAAAUAUCAGAAAGGCAGUGGGGGUCACAUCUCCCAGAAUCUGGGGGCCUCUCGCUGAAAGGAAAGCCUGUAAUCUACGGAAGAAAAGAAAGAGGAAAUAGCCACGAUUUCACGGUUGUUGGCAGCGGCAGUCCAGCAAAUUGAUCACGGAGGAGGAAGAGGGAGAGGAAGAGGAGAGGAGCCAUGUCCAAUGUCAUCCUAGAGAGCAUCUUUCUGAAACGUUCCCAGCAGAAGAAAAAGACUUCUCCGCUGAAUUUCAAGAAGCGCCUCUUUAUGCUGACAGAGACCAAGCUCUCUUACUAUGAGUACGACUUCGAACGUGGGCGCAGAGGAAGUAAGAAGGGCUCGGUGGACAUUGAUAAAAUCACCUGUGUCGAGAUUGUGGUUCCAGAAAACAACCCUCCUCCGGAACGACGGAUAUCACGAAAAGAAGAUGCAAAUGAACACGAGCAGAUUUCCAUUAUAGAAAGGUUUCCUUAUCCUUUCCAAGCUGCUCGCAACUGCUUGGUCAAUGAACAAGGGGUGGUCAAAGUGUCUGAUUUCGGCCUUUCCAGGUAUGUCUUGGAUGAUGACUACAUCAGCUCUGUGGGAACCAAAUUUCCUGUCCGGUGGUCUCCUCCAGAAGUUCUUCUCUAUAGCAAGUUCAGCAGUAAAUCGGACGUCUGGGCUUUUGGUGUCCUGAUGUGGGAAGUCCACACUUUGGGGAAGAUGCCCUACGAGAGGUUCACCAACAGUGAGACCACCGACCAUGUCCUCAAAGGGCUGCGUCUCUACCGACCCCAGCUGGCCUCUGACAGGGUCUACGCCAUCAUGUACAGUUGUUGGCAUGAGAAAGCAGAAGAACGUCCAAGUUUCCAAGUCCUCCUUGGGCAAAUUAUGGAUUUAGCGAAUGAAGAUGUUUGAUCCCCAUCGGUCACCCAAUGUUCAUUUUCCCCUGUGAAUUGUUGCCACGUUCUUCAGUUUGCUGAGGAAUUGCUGAAUGGACACGGUGAAAAACAGAAUCAGCAAGAAGGCAAUCACAACCAAAAUAGUUCGAUCGAUUGAGAACUGUCUCCAAAACUGCCUUUUACUCACCUUUGUGUUUGUCUUCGAAGCCAGCCAAAACUAACAAGACUAGCAAGUGCUGUUUAGGUGUUUUCCUAUCCAGCAAGAUAAGGUGCAGUUUGAUCAUCCCAUUUCCAAGUCAGCCGAAAAGAAAACCAGCAUGAAAUUGUUUGUCUUCAUUUCUGAUCUCUGACUCACCUCAGUCUCUGCCUUCCCAUCACGAUCAUGCGUGCCAAACCCUCACAGAUUUUGCCCACCUGGAGAUUAACCUUGGAUUACAAGAAAAAUCCUGCUUAGUGUUCAAUAGGAUGAAAACCCCUGUUGGAAUGGAACAGGAAAAAAAAACUAUGAUUACAGGCAAAUGGCAGAGGCUUUUGGUAAAAGAAUACCUAGGUCUUCCAAAAUCACUUGAAACAAGAUAAUGGGAUUUAAUAAACGACGGAGAACACAGCUGUUUCAAAAUGUCUUGUGCAGUGAUGGAUAAAAAUGCAAAGAAGCGAUAGGAAAAAUGAAUUGCAUUUCAUAAAGAGAAAAUAAACUCCUUUGCUUCAUCACCUUCCUGGAUUCUUGUUGACUUGUUCACUGGUGCUUCGUUCAACGUGAAGGUCUCUUUUUAAUUUUUGUUUACUGUAAAAGUCAUCUGAUUAAUCUUAUCAUCCCAAAUAUUCUCUUCCCCAAUAAAUCACAUUCAACAUGCUGAAAAACGGGUAAAAAUUGAUACAAUACAGAACGGAUAGAGCAGUGCAAUGCGCGAGACUUCACAUCAAACUAGUGAUACCUGAAGUCUGUUUCGCUCUGAAGCAGUGAGAAAAUAGAACAGGGAAGUAGUAACAGGAAG